UCCACUUCACUCUGCGGAGAACGGAGAGCCACGGUCCCCACCAUGUCAUACUAUGAGCACAUCGUCUUGGACUAUGACCUAAAUGACACAGGUUCAGGUUCAGGUUCUGGUUCUGGAGAGUUUGGGGUGGACCUGGAGGAGCCCUGCGAGGUGGAGCAUGUCAUGACCACUGAGCUUCAGCGGGUCUUCUUGCCGGUGGUCUACGCUCUCAUAUUCAUCCUGGGCAUCACAGGAAACGGCCUGGUCGUCGUCGUGCUGGGCUGCCAGCGCAGGUCAAAGUGCAGCCUCACAGACCGCUAUCGCCUCCAUCUCUCAGCUGCCGACCUCCUCUUUGUUCUGGCGCUCCCGUUCUGGGCCGUGGACGCGGCGCUGGCUGACUGGCGCUUCGGGGCGGCCACCUGCAUCGGUGUUCAUGUUAUUUACACGGUCAACCUGUACGGCAGCGUCCUCAUCCUGGCCUUCAUCAGCCUGGACCGCUACCUGGCAGUGGUCCGAGCCACAGAUACCAACACUGGUGGGCUGAGGCAGCUGCUGGCACACAGGCUGGUGUAUGUAGGAGCAUGGUUUCCUGCAGCACUGCUGGCAGUGCCGGACUUGAUAUUUGCCAGGACUCAGGAAGGAGGAGAGGGGGCCACUCUGUGCCAGCGUUUCUACCCGGUGGACAAUGCUCCUCUCUGGGUCGCAGUCUUUCACCUCCAGCUGGUCCUCGUGGGUCUAGUGAUCCCCGGCUUGGUGCUGCUGGUGUGUUACUGUGUCAUUGUCACCCGGCUGACCCGGGGCCCACUGGGGGGCCAGAGGCAGAAGCGGCGAGCGGUCAGGACCACCAUUGCGCUGGUGCUCUGCUUCUUUGUGUGCUGGUUGCCCUACGGAGCAGGCAUCUCCGUGGACACUCUGCUGCGCCUGGAGGUCCUGCCCCGCACCUGCAGACUGGAGGCAGUUCUGGGCGUGUGGCUGGCGGUGGCCGAGCCCAUGGCGUUUGCACACUGCUGCCUGAACCCGCUGCUGUACGCCUUCCUGGGAGCUGGGUUCAAGAGUUCAGCCCGCAGAGCGCUCACUCUGAGUCGGGCGUCCAGUUUGAAGAUUUUACCACGGAGGCGAGCUGGGGCUUCCACGACCACAGAGUCCGAGUCUUCUAGUUUACAUUCCAGUUAGUGUCGCCUUAGAGUAUGUGUGUACUGUAUAUACUGUGUGUGUGUGUGUGUGUGUGUGAGGACGUUUACACAAAGUUUCUGAGAAAGUAAGGAGCAGUCUGCUGGCUCAUGACUUGUCUUCUUCAUUGUAAAUUAUGUUUUUGAAAGGUGUUCAUGUUUAUAAUAAAACGAAAAAA
Molecule: messenger RNA, 1327 nt
Organism: Solea senegalensis (Senegalese sole)
Lineage: Eukaryota; Metazoa; Chordata; Actinopteri; Pleuronectiformes; Soleidae
Gene: cxcr4a
Product: chemokine (C-X-C motif) receptor 4a
Exons: 4
Coding region: 43-1152 (369 amino acids)
Biological process (GO): immune response; G protein-coupled receptor signaling pathway; brain development
Cellular component (GO): membrane
Molecular function (GO): G protein-coupled receptor activity
Source: RefSeq, a predicted model, not a curated record